UGUGCAAAGAACGAAAAGGUAGUGUCAAACAAAUGAAACGAAAAUUGCUGCGCUGACCACUCCAUCGCAUCAAAGUCUGAGAGGUGUUGACGCUUGCCCUCUCGGAGCAGUCCAGAGUCCAGAGCAAGUGGUUUGGGAGGCAGGUGAGCGCAGCUACCAACACGCACUGUCGUCCGGCGGGUUGGUCCAAGGCCGAAGAGGAGCAUUGGACCAUCUCUCCGCGCACCAAAAGGGCACCCGGACGACAAGAUCUGGUCGCCUGUGCCGACCGGACGGCGGCCUCCAUGCGUGCCGCCCUUGUGGGACCGCGGCCGCAGAUCUCCUGAGCCCCCGGAUUCCGAGUCGCGAGUGCCAAUUCCCGGCGUGUGCAUGAGCAACACGGAGGGCGAGGGGCAGGCGAGGAGGAGCUCCGGCCAACACGAGAAGAGCAGCAGAUCUCCACAAGGCAAGAGAGGAGAGGAGAGACGAGAAGACGAGAGAGUAGAGCGGAGGAAGGAGGACGGACGAAGGUUGGGGCUGGCGAGGCAGUCACACAUUGCUCCUUUCUCUUGAAUUGGCUGGCUGGCUGGCUCGCUCGCUCGCGUGCUGCGAUGGCGAUGGCCGCCUGCUGUCGGAAUCGGCCUCUAAACCGCGCGUUGGUUCGAGCGUUUCGGGCCGGGAAGGAGAGUCGCAAAUCGAGUUCGCAGGCGUCCAGAUCGUGUAUUACUGGAGGUGCUGAUGCGGCUGUCAUCUUCAGAGGCAAGGCCAGUGCCAUUGCUCCGUCUACGUCUAAUGUGCUCCGAUCAUGGCAACCAUGGCCCAAGUCCGCAAGCAACUCUCGAGCUUUCUCUUCUGGUGGAGAUCCUCCUCACGAAAAAAUUACCAUGCCCGCACUGUCCCCAACGAUGACUCAAGGAAAUGUCGCGAAAUGGAAGAAAAAAGAAGGGGAUCAGGUUGCUGCUGGAGAUGUGCUCUGCGAGAUUGAAACUGACAAGGCAACUCUUGAUCUUGAAGCCAUGGAAGACGGGUUCCUGGCCAAGAUUUUAGCACCGGAUGGGUCUAAAGAUCUUCCAGUGGGGCAGCCUCUUUGCAUUGUGGUUGAGGAUAAGGACGACAUUGGCAAGUUUGCAAAUUACUCAGGGGACGCUCCCGCAAAGUCGGAGGCCCCAAAGCCUUCCAAAUCCAAGUCUUCAGAGACUAAGAGCCCAGAACCAGUUAGUUCUUCACCAGCCCCAGAUGUUCCUCAUGAGAAUAUCACAAUGCCCGCAUUGUCCCCUACAAUGACUCAAGGCAACGUGCUUAAGUGGAAGAAGAAUGAAGGUGAUAAGGUCUCAGCAGGAGACGUUCUCUGUGAGAUUGAGACGGACAAAGCUACACUCGAUAUGGAAGCCAUGGAGGAUGGCUUUUUGGCAAAGAUACUAGUGCAAGCUGGUACGAAGGAUAUCCCAGUGGGCCAACCCCUUUGUGUGGUGGUCGAAGAGGAGGGCGAUGUAGGAAAGUUUGCUAAUUAUACUGGAGCACAACCAACGAAAGCACAGUCACCCCCAAAAUCUGAGGGAAAGAAAGUUGACACAGCUGGUACUGCACCUGAACCUUCUCACAUGCCAGAAUCAGGUCCAAAGAAGAGUAGGGUGGGGCCAUCGGUGAGGCGGUAUCUUGCUGAGAGUGGACUAGACGCAGCAUCAUUGCAGGGCACAGGUCCUCACGGAAUGCUCCUGAAGGGGGAUGUUCUGAAUGCCAUGAAAUCUGGUUCGCCUCAAACCAAAAGCCCUUCAGCAGCUCCCGCCAAACCUCCUGCCUCCAAGUCUUCUACCCUACCUGCAUCUUCAGACCUUGGGUAUAUCGACUUACCUACAAGCCAGAUUCGCAAGAUCAUUGCCCAGAGGUUGCUUGAGUCCAAAAUGGGAACGCCACACUUGUAUCUGAGUGCUGACGCGAUUUUAGAUCCAACUCUGGCGCUUCGUAAAAGCAUGAAAGAAAAGCAUGGGAUAUCUGUCUCUGUCAACGAUUUUGUCAUCAGAGCAGCUGCUCUUGCAUUGAAAGCUGUUCCAGAGGCGAAUGCUUUCUGGGAUGAUAAAGCAGGGGAUGUAUCAUCAAAUAAGUCAGUUGACAUAAGUAUUGCUGUGGCAACCGACAAGGGUUUGAUGACACCAAUCGUGAGGAAUGCCGAUCAGAAAUCGCUUUCAGAGAUUUCAGCGGAGGUGAAAUCACUGGCGGAGAGGGCUCGGGCUGGUAAAUUAAAGCCUCAGGAGUUUCAAGGAGGCACUUUCAGUAUUUCAAAUUUGGGAAUGUUCCAAGUGGACCGGUUUUGUGCUAUCAUCAACCCUCCUCAGGCCUGUAUACUGGCAGUCGGGAGGGGCGAAAAGCAUGUGAUGUGGAAGGAUGUGUCAGAAGGUGAAGGACAUCCGGUUACCGUGACGAAGAUGUGUGUAACACUAUCAGCAGAUCACAGAGUGUACGAUGGUGAUAUUGCAGGUCGCUUCCUCAAAGCGCUCACUUCAAACCUGACAGAUCCAACGAACAUGCUGCUAUGAGCUGUUGGUUUCGGUAGUCGAAUGUACAUUCAGUUAAAAAUCUCGAGACAACGAAGUUUUGUGGUAUCUGCGGAAGAUGCCAGGGCUGAAAUAAAGCUCCUCACGGUUCGCGUGUAGAUUCUGGCCUUCCACAUGCGAGGUUUCCUCCAUUCAGUGCUUCGUUUGAUAAGGGGUUCGUCUGCUGAACGGCGAUGACAAUGUACCUCUUAGAUUUAUGCUCUAAAUUAUGCAGAGGCCCAACAUAAAGAAAAGCCGUAGAUGACAUUCCAUUGGCUUUGUGUGAAGCUGAUUCACAAUUUUGACCGAAUGAUCAUCCACAGAUUUUGUAACAUUACGAUACUUGGAGUUGGAUUUGAGAAACGAGCAAAUGCAUUCUCUU
Marchantia polymorpha subsp. ruderalis is the source of this 2892-nucleotide messenger RNA. Lineage: Eukaryota; Viridiplantae; Streptophyta; Marchantiopsida; Marchantiales; Marchantiaceae. The record is from the annotation of a GenBank genome assembly.